Spizellomyces punctatus DAOM BR117 is the source of this 1158-nucleotide messenger RNA. RefSeq lists its product as uncharacterized. Lineage: Eukaryota; Fungi; Chytridiomycota; Chytridiomycetes; Spizellomycetales; Spizellomycetaceae. The record is from RefSeq and is a predicted model, not a curated record. The transcript has 3 exons. Gene Ontology annotation, molecular function: nucleic acid binding. The coding region runs from base 1 to 1158 and encodes 385 amino acids.
AUGUACCUACCCCUGCACCCGAGAUUUACCCUGUGGACAUGUCCCGCUGAGCGAACACCCCUGCCAUCCGGACACGGACCCCUGUCCGCCAUGUGUGACAGGGUGCGCCCUCCUGCGGACAAAGCUGUGACAAGACCCUCGACGCCUGUGGACACGUUUGCCUCCGGUUCUGUCAUACGGGCCCUUGUAUUGACACGACGCAUAAAUGUGCAUCCAAAUGCGGACGUGUACGAUCUGUUUGCGGACAUACUUGCGCGUUUCCUUGCCAUGGCACACGAUUCUGUGCUGAAGACCGCCCUUAGCUUGGGAAAUACGCUGGAACUUGCCUGCGAUGACGCAUGCGCCGUGGCCGAACGUAACCGCAAACUAGCGGAAGCUCUCGAAAUUACCCCUUCCAUCCGACCCACCAUCACUUGGCCCGCUACACUGAUCCACCAAGCCAACCAAAACCCAACCCUCGUAAAAUCCAUUGAAAAAACUCUCGAAACCUUUCUUUCCGACCCCACGAAACGUACACACCAUUUCCCACCGUCGAAAUUCAACGCCUUUAUUUCCUCCCUGGUUGGUUUCUAUAACCUUACACCCACAUUUCUUGACACGGACCGGAAAGCACAGUCCAGCAUUCUUGUUCGUAAAACACCUACUUCCUGGGUCCCGUCCAUUCUUCUUAGCGCUGCCUCGCAAUCUAAACCCCCCACAACCACCGCCUCCACGACAACCUCAACCGCACAUAGCAACACAACACACCGUAACACCGCCACACCGACCAACACACCUCACUCUACCUCCCUCACCAUCACGUCCCUCCCCGACGGCAUGGACACCAACGACAUUCAAAUCCUUCUUGACCCCCUCCUAGAUUCCACCAUUUCGACUCACAUCCAUUGGACGACCCCCACGGACGUCAUUGUAUCCUUUUCGACCUAUCCUGAAAGCAUCGAACGAAAUGUUCGAAACAAGUUUGUUGGGAAUGGGUGGGCCAAGGAUGUUUUUGUGAGUGAGGUAAAGGAGAGGGGUAAACCCAGUGGGCCGGUUGUACCAGUCCCUGUACCUGUGCCUGUUCCCACUGGGAACUCGUUUGGUGUGCUUUGUGAUGAGGAGGAUCGGGGAAUGGUGGAAAGAGGACCUACACCAGAGUCUUGGGAUAAUGAAGAUUGA